Messenger RNA from Saccostrea cuccullata (small rock oyster), 2548 nucleotides. Its product is annotated as tyrosine-protein kinase Tec-like. Gene Ontology annotation, molecular function: ATP binding; non-membrane spanning protein tyrosine kinase activity; protein binding. The record is from RefSeq and is a predicted model, not a curated record. The transcript has 18 exons. The coding region runs from base 226 to 2100 and encodes 624 amino acids. Gene Ontology annotation, biological process: intracellular signal transduction; protein phosphorylation. NCBI's taxonomy places the organism in Eukaryota, Metazoa, Mollusca, Bivalvia, Ostreida, Ostreidae. Gene Ontology annotation, cellular component: plasma membrane.
AAAGUUUUAAGGAAUAUAUCAAAGGGAGAUUACUCUAAGAAGUUUAUGAUUAACUAGAUCCAAUAACAGAAAAAAAGCAUCCGUGAGCAAAUGGCCUCUUAUGCCAGUUUCCGCUUACUUAUUUGGUAGCGCUGCCUCUAAAGAAGAAGCAAACUUUUGUUCUUAAAAUGGAGAGACUCCAAAGAUAAUGGGAAAAUAAGGAUUUACAUAACUUCAACUGCCAAAAUGGGGGAAAAGAAGAGAGAUUUUAUGAUGAAGAGGGCCAUGAACAAGGGCACCUUCAUCAACGCCUCAAACUACAAGAGUCGCUGGUUUGUGUUAGAUGACAGCUUGUUGACAUAUUAUGAUGGAACAUUAGAUAAGCAAGGAAAGCAAAAAGGUUGCAUAGAAUUAAGGAAAGUAAAGGCAGUAGAGACCGUGGAAGACUGUGUGCUGGACAAGAAAACAAAUGUUUUUCAGGUUGUACAUGGUGCCCAGAAGAAUAAUGACAUUUUAACACUGUACAUCGUGGCACAGAGUGACAAUCAAAGACAGGACUGGGUCCAACAGCUCAGGAAAGCUGCUGAGAAAUCUGAUGCCCAGUUUAUGCCUAAGUAUCACAAAGGUGUAUGGAUUAAUGGAAACUACACUUGCUGUAACCAGAUUUCCAAAAAUGCCAUCGGCUGUGAAAUUACUACAACAGAAAGAGGUAGAGUGCAAUCAUCCCCCCCUCUUGUUAUCCCCGCCCCUGUCAUUCCAGAGCCUUCACAGAAGAAGAUAUAUGUAGCCGUGUACAAUUUUACCCCCACGGAAGAGGAGGAUCUAGAGCUUAUUCAGGGAGAAGAAUAUGAAAUAUUAGAUGAUUCACGAGAACACUGGUGGCGAGCAAAAAGUAAAACAGGGAAAUCUGGUUAUAUUCCAUCUAAUUAUGUCAAAAAGAAAUUUGAUUUAGAAAUGUUUGAUUGGUACUAUAAGAGUUUCACACGAGAACGCAGUGAGGCCGUUCUCCGAGAGGAACAAAGAGAAGGUUGUUUUCUGGUGCGGGAAUCAAGUGCACCUGGCAUGUUCACUUUGUCACUUUUCACCUCAGAAAAUGAUGGACAAGUUCGUCAUUAUCACAUUAAGAAGAAUGAUAAAGGGUUCUAUUAUAUAGCAGAGAAAUAUGCAUUUCCUUCGAUCUCUGAACUGGUGCACUACCAUAAGCACAAUUCUGCAGGACUAGCGACCCGGUUAAAAUCCCCACCUACACGCAACGGGACAGCAGCCCCAGCUACGGCGGGCUUCAGCUCCAGCAAGUUUGAGAUUGACCCAUCAGAGAUUACCAUUGGAGAGCAGCUUGGAGCUGGCUGUUUUGGAACUGUUCAUGAAGGGAAAUGGCGUGGCAAGCGUGUUGCUGUGAAGAUGAUGAAAGAAUCUGCCAUGUCCGAUGACGGCUUCAUUGAAGAAGCUAAAACCAUGACGCAAUUAAACCAUAACAAUUUAGUGCAGCUAUAUGGAAUUGUAACCAAAAAGCGCCCCUUAAUUAUUGUUACAGAACUUAUGCAAUAUGGAUCAUUGCUGUCCUACUUAAGGAGACACAAGGCACGACUGGCAAACAAGACAGCGACAUUACUGGAUAUGUGUUCACAAGUCUGCAAUGGAAUGGCCUAUUUAGAGAAGAGGAAGUUUAUACACCGUGAUCUGGCUGCCAGGAACUGCCUGGUAGGACAAAGCACUGUUGUCAAAGUGGCUGACUUUGGACUCGCAAGAUAUGUGAUAGAUGACGAGUAUACUAGUUCAACAGGGACUAAAUUCCCAGUCAAGUGGGCACCUCCAGAAGUACUGAGUUUUACCCGCUUCAGCAGCAAGUCUGACGUGUGGGCGUAUGGUAUCCUGAUGUGGGAGAUAUUUACUGGUGGAGUAAUGCCGUACGACAAAAUGAAGAACGUGGAAGUCGUGGACUAUGUUUGUCAUUCUAGACAGCGUCUGGAAAAGCCAUCAAACUGUCCUGAGAAGAUAUACAAAGUUAUGCUUCAAUGCUGGCUCCAUGAGCCAGACAAAAGACCAUCUUUUAGUGACCUGCUGCAACUUUUGGGUGGAUUAUUGGAGCAAGGUAAUUAUCCCUUCAUAAGUACCACAUGAUUGCUUGGUGAACUUGAACACUCAUGGCAUUGCUAUCAGUAAGUUGCUGAACACAGCUCUCGGAGGAACCUCAGUGAUGAACUAAUCUUCUGCCAAAGCUAUGUGUCAAUUCCUAUUUCUUUUGAAUUUGACCAAAGGUCACAAACGAGCACUUGCAUGAAACCAAACAUCGAGAAAGGAUAUUGAAAUACUUGUACGUUAUUGGAUUUUGCAUUUGAUUAUAAUACUGAAAGAAGAAGACUUCAUGUGUCUUUAAUUUAGCUUUAUAUGUUGGUGGUUAUUAGUGUACUAAUAGUAAAUUAUAACAAACUUAAGUGAUAUAUAAUAAUAGACUUGAGUGAUACAUCUAAAUAGGAAGCGCUUGUUGACGACUACUCUGCUUGACUGAUUCUUCAUUUUGAAUGCACACAUCCCCCACCCCUUCAUAUUCUAACAUUAUUCUUUAAAA